UUCGGCCAUCACUGGGUCUGCGGAGCGGCCACCAUGAAGUUCAAUCCGUUUGUGACCUCUGACCGGAGCAAGAACCGCAAAAGGCAUUUCAACGCCCCUUCCCACAUUCGCAGGAAGAUUAUGUCGUCCCCUCUUUCCAAAGAGCUGCGGCAGAAGUACAACGUCCGGUCCAUGCCCAUCCGGAAGGACGACCAAGUACAGGUCGUGCGGGAACACUACAAAGGUCAGCAAAUUGGAAAAGCAGUCCAGGUCUACAGGAAGAAAUAUGUCAUCUACAUCGAACGGGUACAGCGAGAGAAGGCGAACGGCACCACCGUCCACGUGGGCACCCACCCCAGCAAGGUGGUUAUCACUAGACUAAAACUGGACAAAGGCAAAAAGAUCCGCGAACGCAAAGCCAAAUCUCGCCAAGUAGGAAAGGAAAAGGGCAAAUACAAGGAAGAAACGCUGGAGAAGAUGCAGGAAUAAAGUAAUCUUACAUAUGACAUGAAAUAAAAACUGUUAAAAU
Messenger RNA from Suricata suricatta (meerkat), 508 nucleotides. RefSeq names its product 60S ribosomal protein L26-like. Gene Ontology annotation, biological process: cytoplasmic translation; ribosomal large subunit biogenesis. Gene Ontology annotation, cellular component: cytosolic large ribosomal subunit. Lineage: Eukaryota; Metazoa; Chordata; Mammalia; Carnivora; Herpestidae. Gene Ontology annotation, molecular function: RNA binding; structural constituent of ribosome. The record is from RefSeq and is a predicted model, not a curated record.